CGUGGUUAUUGACAAUCACACCCGUUUCUUACUGAAGGCUGCUCACAAAUCCUCGUAAUGCAAGAUAUCGUUUCUUAUUUUAUACACAAGCGCUAAUCACACGCAUCUUCUGAAAGAAAGCAGCGCGGGAACACACUGGACAUCAAAGGCGUUUAAAGCUCUUCCUCCAGUUUCAGUGAGUGCAUCGCUGGAUAACAUGCAGACAGCAGUGACGCAAGGGCUGCGUUGGACAAGCGACUCGGUGCACGCUGACUGCUGAGCACAGAGAAACCUGCUGCUGCUUUUCGACCAAAACACAGAAGAACAGGAGCCAUUUGUCACUUGAGAUCCUCGCAGGUUUUUGCUGGAGCUAUGGUUUAGGCUGACAACGGUCACGGAUCUGCAUGAACACUAUGGCUGCAGUGGUGAAUUAUUCUCCGCCGUGGUGGGUUAACCUCUUCCAUCGCCUCCCGCACUUCAACCUACAGUUUCAGCUGACCAGCAGCGAUUUCCGCCCGGAGGACUCGGAAUAUCAAAAGUCUGUGUUGUUGCUAGGUGCAGUAGUGUUGGUGUGUUUGGCGCUUGACCUCCUGUUCCUCCUCUUCUACUCCUUUUGGCUAUGCUGCCGUCGCAGGAAGAACCAGGACUCGCCCAACGCGGACUGCUGCUGCACCGCUUGGUGCGUGAUCAUCGCCACGCUCGUCUGCAGUGCUGGCAUUGCAGUGGGUUUCUAUGGAAACGGCGAAACGUGCGACGGCAUGACACGACUGACAUAUUCCCUGCGCCAUGCUAACCAAACGGUGGCAGGCAUCGACAAACUGGUAUCAGAAAGCACCAGCUCUCUGAAUGAAACCCUGCAGGAAGGUUUGGUGCAGCUGGAGACCGUUUACUCCAAGCAUACGGACUAUCUGUCCAUCGUCCAGAAACUGCAGGGUCAGCUGGACGAGCUGAUCAAUCUGAUGGUGGAGGUGCCUUUCUGGAGCAGUACGGAUCUCUCUCUAGAUCACCUGGCAUCCGUCACUGAGCAGUUUGACUGGUACAGGUGGUUGGGUUAUCUGGGUCUGCUGCUCUUUGAUGUUAUAAUCUGCCUGCUCGUUUUGGCCGGUCUCAUACGCAACUCUAGAAGCAUCUUGAUCAGCGUUUGUUUGCUAGGUGUGCUGACGCUGGUGAUCAGCUGGGCUUCACUUGGGCUGGAGUUUUCUGUUGCUGUAACUACCAGUGAUUUUUGUGUUGCCCCUGACUCUUACAUCACCAAAGUGACACGUGAGAACGUUGUUAUCAAUCAAGAUAUCCUGCAAUAUUAUCUGAAGUGCAGCAUGGGACAGACCAACCCAUUUCAGCAGAGACUCUCCGGAAGCCAUAAAGCUCUUGUGGAGAUGCAGGAUGAUGUUUCCGAGCUGUUGCGCUCCGCUAUUCGAGAAUUCCCUAAGACAAAGAGUAACCUGGAGGAGAUGCAAGCGGUGUUGAACUCCACUGAAGUCAGUCUCCAUCACCUCACUGCCCUGGUCGAUUGUCGGAGCCUGCACAUGGACUAUGUGCAGGCUCUGACCGGACUGUGUUAUGAUGGAGUGGAGGGGCUCAUUUAUCUGGUCCUCUUCUCAUUUGUCACUGCGCUAAUGUUUAGCUCCAUCGUUUGCAGUGUGCCUCACACCUGGCAGAGCAAGAGGUCUGAGGAGGAGGAUGGCGAUGAGACUUCAGCCACACUCGGGCCGCGAGCGCCGCAUGAUAACCUGUACCGCGUACACAUGCCUAGCCUGUACAGCUGUGGCAGCAGCACCUACGGCAGCGAGGCUAGUCUCCCUGCUGCGGCACACACUGUCAGCAACGCACCAGUCACUGAGUACAUGAGCCAGAAUGCUAACUUUCAGACCCCUCGGUGCGAGAACACGCCACUCAUUGGCAGAGAAUCCCCCCCGCCGUCAUACACCUCAAGCAUGAGGGCCAAAUAUCUGGCAACCAGCCACCCAGACCAGUCCAGGCCAUCAGAAUCCCAGAACGGACUGGAGCCCAACAUGCGACCAGAUUUAACCAGCCGUUCAGCUCCAAACAGCCGACCAAAUUCAGCUAUCCACCGACCCCACUCCUCCAUCCAUUAACUAUCAUCAAAUGCGUAAUCAAUAGCCAUCUAGCCGUCAGGUCUACAAGUAAGACAUUUGUCUCCACCUCAAUUUUCAGCCCUUUGCCAGUAAAGAAAUUCUUUUGCUGAUUGGAAUCAGUCAUCCAUGCUUCAUCCUUACUCAGUCUUCUUAAAGACUCCAUUCUGCUAAACCUUUAUUCAGACUGCCAUAUUUUAAACUCCCCCAAUCAUCACAGCACCUACACUGCCCUCAUCUGGAGGACUCCUCUCAGUCGUCAGCACAGUCGCUCCCUCACUACCCUUACAGAAAUUCUCUCAGGGCAGCCAUAUUGGCAAGGACUGCAGGACACAUUAUCACAGCAGGAUAAUGAUUUAUACAGUACCACUGUCGUUUUUAAAUCUCUUGGCGUGCUGUGCAAGAAAUGUCAUUCUUUGACAUUUAAUUCUAUUUUUAAGUGUUUUGCAAAAUUACAUAUAGUUUAACAAGGUUUCAAAGAUGCAGCUUUUGUGCUUUCUCUGCAGUUCCUGACAAUAUGGCAGCAUUCUACUAUUACAGCCACAAUCCUGGGUAUUUAUCAUUGCUAUUUGAUGUUAACAGAGAUGUUUACUCGUUUACAAAUGUUCAUUAGUUAACUGAAUCAUAUACUUGCGGUUCCUCUCAUCGGAAGGCCGAUCUUUGUAUUUACAGUUCAAGUGUAAUCUAUGGUGAACCACAAUGUGAACUGACAGCCAUCAAGCCUUUGAGCCAUUAUGCACAUUCAGUAUCUUAUUCUAGAAGGGAAACAACUGCACAGCACACUAAGGGUGUGUGUUUGUGCGCGUGGCGUAUUUGCCUUGUGCAUUAGUUAGGGUGUUUUAAAACGGUCCGACUCACGAGCUCUGCUCUUUGUAAAUAGUAAGUGUUUUUGUAUUUGGAAAAAUGUCUAAAUGAUUAACACUACAAAGUCAGUGCACUGAUCUUCUGUGUAACAGUGCAGUGCAACAUUUGCUGUGGCUUAGAGCUGCAGUGGAGAGUAUCUGUAAGAAAAAAAUCGUGAAACGAAAUAAUAGUAUGUUUUGUAGACAUAUCACUUGAAUUUGUGAAUACACUUGUGGGUGCUCGUGUGUAUGUGCACACUUUAAAUGUGAAUAUUUCAAACGGAGGAAAAUCGGCUCAGAGUGAAGAAGGCAUACCUGGACAAAAAGAGAAAUGCCUCCCCACUGCCCCACAUGUACAUCUUUUUCUGUUCAGGCUUGUUGUCCAGGCUUUUUACCAGGGGAUUGGUGUGUAUAUAUAUAUUUUUUUUCUUCUCCUAAUGAAUUGGAUUUUAUUUUCACCAUGGUCCGCCUUUUAAUUAGUAUUUUUUUUAGCAAUUAUGGGGAAACACUUCUCUGUGGUGUUGAUGGAUCUUCAAUAUGGACACUGGACUUGUGCCAAUAACAGGAUUUUUGUGGUUUCACCACCUUUCCGCAGGAGAAAGAUCAAACUAAAUAUUGCGAAAAAAAAAAAAAUGUGACUGGGACAAUGAAGCUAAGGAAAUUCCUCCUGGUCAUGCAGUCACUAAGUAAGACUUGUGUGGAUGUAGUGUAAGAUAACCUAGCUGUCUUUACCAAGUGCAGUAUUGUUGGUUUCAUUUACUUGCAUCCAGUGUCAUAAGGCUGACAUAACAGUGUUUAGACAUUGUCACGUCGCCUGUCAAGCGCUAAUGUUCUCAUGCGUAAGAUGUGGUAUCUAAUGCCACUCUCAAAACAUCACACCUUGUUGUUUCUUGAACGUAGGUGUUCAUUUGAUUUUGAUUUUAAUAAAUAUCAUAGAUUACAUUAGCUGGUAGAAAUGUCAUUUUAAACUGGAAAAUGCUAUAAUACUGUAUCUUUUAUGACUUUGUGACACCCUCAGUCAAUUGAGGUUGGUUGUUGUUUGAAUUGUCUUUUUGUGUAACAAAAGUGGAUGCUGUGUUUGGAUGCCAGCAGGAAAGGGCUUGUAUCCCUAAACCUCUAAGAUCAUGCACAGACAUGAUUUUGACCAAUAUAAUAUCAGGCAACCACCAAGUUACAAUCCUAGAAUAACACUUGUGCACAAAAAGUAUCAAUGCAACACAAUGUUUCACACAAACACUGACUAUUACAGAAAAAGUAAUAGUAACACAAAUGGAUAAAAUGCACCUUACCACUCAAUAAACACAAUGUAAAAAUGCUCUGAAACAUGUGAGCCUUUUUAGAGUAUUUACAUGUAUUCAACCACUUACAAUCCAAAUGUUUGGAUCUAUGACUCUGUACCGUAUAAUGCAGUUGCAUGACUGAAGGAAAUAUGAGGAAGAAAUAUUCUGCCUUUCUUAAUGUUUUCAUACAGUAACCUUUCUUUCUGUAAAUGUACACUUUUUUUCUAGCGUAUUCUUGUUAGCUUUCUAUUGUAUAGACUAUAACAAAUGAGCCUACUCACUCCUUUCUAAACGUGAAUAAGAAUGAUUCAUCAUAAAUUGAUGUUUUGAUAAUUCUUAUGGAUGUUUUUUCAUUUGUGAUUAAGAUGUUGUACAUGUCAGAAAAAAUGAUUUUCUGAGCCAGGAUUCAAUGUUUUAAUAAUAUUAAAAUGAACUUAUCUGGUG
This is a messenger RNA of Carassius gibelio (silver crucian carp), 4638 nucleotides long. RefSeq names its product tweety family member 3b (gene ttyh3b). The record is from RefSeq and is a predicted model, not a curated record. Gene Ontology annotation, molecular function: intracellularly calcium-gated chloride channel activity; volume-sensitive chloride channel activity. The coding region runs from base 384 to 2075 and encodes 563 amino acids. NCBI's taxonomy places the organism in Eukaryota, Metazoa, Chordata, Actinopteri, Cypriniformes, Cyprinidae. The transcript has 15 exons. Gene Ontology annotation, cellular component: plasma membrane.